UGACAUACACAUGACAAUUGGCAUAACAAAAUUGACAAAUCACAAAUCAUAAACAGUAAAUAAAAACAUUGUCUUUUAUAAAAACGUGUUAUUUAGCUCAUUUACAAAUUAUUAAUUGUAAAUGUCAAAGUUCUAAUUUGUACUAAAAUGAAAAUAUCUGAGCUUCCCGGUGAUGAAAACUCUGACUUAACCUGUCGGACUUACGUUAUACAGAAUGAAAGUCACACCCUAGGAAAUGCUUUAAAAUGUAUCAUAAAUAGAUAUGAAGAUGUUCAAUUCUGUGGGUACACAUUACCUCAUCCAGCAGAAUCUAAAAUACAUUUUAGGAUACAAGCGAAUGAAACACCGGCUUUAGAAAUAUUAAAAAGGGGACUACAAGAUCUACAGAAAGUUUGUGACCACACAUUAAAUGUAUUUGAAAAAGAAGUAAAGGAAUUUACUAAAGUUUAGCUAGAUGUAUUUUAUUCAUCCUAGCCUAAGAAUUAAUUAGUAACAGAAAUAAUGACCUGUUCUUAUUGUUAAUGUUAAAAAAUCUUAUUUUUCUUUAUCUUAAUCAGUAUCAAAAGCCUACCACUUAAUAUGCUUCACCCUU
Molecule: messenger RNA, 592 nt
Organism: Zerene cesonia (dogface butterfly)
Lineage: Eukaryota; Metazoa; Arthropoda; Insecta; Lepidoptera; Pieridae
Gene: l(2)37Cg
Product: probable DNA-directed RNA polymerases I and III subunit RPAC2
Exons: 3
Coding region: 148-450 (100 amino acids)
Biological process (GO): DNA-templated transcription
Cellular component (GO): RNA polymerase I complex; RNA polymerase III complex
Molecular function (GO): DNA binding; DNA-directed RNA polymerase activity; protein dimerization activity
Source: RefSeq, a predicted model, not a curated record